Messenger RNA from Amphibalanus amphitrite, 1469 nucleotides. RefSeq lists its product as uncharacterized. The record is from RefSeq and is a predicted model, not a curated record. The transcript has 9 exons. The coding region runs from base 240 to 1469 and encodes 409 amino acids. Lineage: Eukaryota; Metazoa; Arthropoda; Thecostraca; Balanomorpha; Balanidae.
AAGAACUUGGCUCUGCGCUGGAGGAGGCUGUCAAUGAAGAUCUCCCUCUGGCGUUCGUCGAAGAACGAGUCAAACUCACAAAUUGGAAGAACGCAGUCGACACCACUCUGGACAAGGGGGCUUUCAAAAGCUACCCCGAGACCACGGCAGGCCUUCUUAGGUUAAUAAGAAACAAGGUUCACCACUUCGAUGAAAUUCCUGAGGAGGGAAAAGAGAAGGCUGGCAACGACACAAAUGGAAUGGUCAACUACAUCACUGGCGAGUUCCCGACACUUCUUCUGCACGUGUGGCUGGCAGUAGCAAGCAUCAGCAGCGAUUUGAACACCUUGAGUCGCUUCUACAUGGAGUCAAGACCUCCAAAGAAGCUGGUGCCACAAGGGCAGAAGGAGGGCGUCGAGAUGCAGGUGUUGCUACAGAAGGUACAGGUGCGCGAACUGGAGGACCGACUGAACCAAGCGCUGGUCGACCAGAAGAGGGCGGAGGAUGACCUGAAGGAAUCGCGCGCCAUUAAUACGGCCACGGAGACCAGGCUGCGCGAGACUAAAGCGCGCAAUGACCACCUCAUCAGCAAAACCAGCGACCUGGAGCAGACCAACGCCUCACUGAAGAAGCGUUUGCACGAAAUGGAGCGCACACUGGAUCACGAGCGGUCGUCGAGCAAGGACAAAGAUGAGGAGAUAAAAAGUCAACAGGAGCAGAUGCAGCAGCAAAAGGAGAAGCAACAGGCUCUGAUGAACACCAAAGUUGCACUAGAUGCGGAGAUAUCUGCCUUUAACAAGCUGCUCGAGUCUAGGAAUACCAGCAUAAAGAAGCUAUGUUUCACGCCGGGCCUGAGCGAGAAAUCGCUGACAAACAUCCUGCAGAAUUCCGAGGGUAUGGAGGAACUGACCGUGACUGCACCCUCCGACUCAACGGGGCAGUGGGUGCGACUACUUCCACCGUCCUUGCGGAAACUGGACGUUUUCGGACCGGGGGAGACGGGGGAGUCGGUGACACUGGGAAGACGGCCCGACCAUGGGCUGGUGGUCGUCAUAAAACAGGCGGGAGAUGACGUCAUCAACCAGCUGGCCAAGGAGCUGGGACCACGGGUUACCGCGCUGACCAUGUUCAGCUGCCCGCGUGUCACUGCCGGGGCCCUACAGGGACUGCUGUCCGCCCUCACCGGCCUGGAAGACGUCACACUUAACGGCUCUCUGUCCGGCGCCAUCACUGACGCCUCACUGGCUGCCCUCCACGGCUGCUCCCAGCUGCGUAAAAUGCAGCUGGGAGCGCCCAGUGAACUCUAUACGGAUAUACCGGUCACAGCGGUCAGCAGACUGGCGUUUACCUGUCGGAAACUGGAGGCGCUGAUCUUUCACGCAAUGGAGGAGCUCAGUCAGAGGGUCCUGGACGCCCUGGUCAGGGCAGACCUGGGGAAAAGCGAUGACGGCACGCCGAGAACACUGAGGUUCAAUGUCCCGGGUGAGUGA